UGCGGGCCGGCGCCUCCCCUUCCCCUCUUUCCCCUGUGGAGAUCAGCGGCUGAGCUGGCCCCUCUUGCCAGGGAAAGUAGGUGGCAUGUGAAUGUGAAAAUGAAGAGUUUAUAUAUUUUCCUUGCUGCCCUCUUCAUCCCAUGGAGUUUUUCAUUGGCAAAGUAUGAUGAAUUUGAGGAUGGAGAUGAUAUUAUGGAGUAUGAUGAUAAUGACUUUGCUGAAUUUGAAGAUGUUACUGAAGAUGCAGUCACAGAGUCUCCUCAGAGGAUCAUCACUACAGAAGAUGAUGAAGAAGAAGCCACUGUAGAACUUGAAGGUCAGGAUGAGAAUCAGGAAGACUUUGAUGAUGCAGAUGCACAGGAAGGAGAUACCGAGAGUGAACCAUAUGAUGAUGAGGAGUUUGAAGGCUAUGAAGAGAAACCAGAUGCAUCUCCUAGCAAGAGUAAAGACCCUAUAACAAUAGUUAAUGUCCCUGCUCACCUUCAAAACAGCUGGGAGAGUUAUUACAUGGAGAUUUUGAUGGUAACAGGUCUUCUUGCUUACAUCAUGAAUUACAUCAUUGGAAAGAACAAAAACAACCGUCUGGCUCAGGCAUGGUUCAAUACUCACAGGGAGCUACUAGAAAGCAACUUUGCUCUUGUUGGGGAUGAUGGCACUAAUAAAGAAGCUACAAGCACUGGGAAACUAAAUCAAGAAAAUGAACACAUAUAUAACUUGUGGUGCUCUGGCAGGGUGUGCUGUGAAGGAAUGCUUAUCCAGCUAAAGUUCCUCAAGAGACAAGACCUACUGAAUGUUCUUGCCCGCAUGAUGAGGCCAGCUUGUGACCAAGUGCAAAUAAAAGUAACAAUGAAUGAUGAAGAUAUGGACACCUAUGUGUUUGCUGUUGGAACAAGGAAAGCACUGGUGCGACUUCAGAAAGAGAUGCAGGACCUGAGUGAGUUCUGCAGUGAUAAACCCAAGUCUGGUGCAAAAUACGGGCUUCCAGAUUCGCUGGCCAUCUUGUCGGAGAUGGGGGAGGUCACAGAGGGAAUGAUGGACGCAAAGAUGGUACAUUUCCUCACACACUAUGCUGACAAGAUUGAGUCUGUCCAAUUCUCGGACCAGUUCUCCGGUCCAAAACUUAUGCAAGAGGAGGGUCAGCUUACAAAACUGCCCGAAACUAAAAAGACACUUUUGUUUACAUUUAAUGUGCCUGGUUCAGGCAACACUUCCCCAAAGGAUAUGGAGUCUUUGCUGCCUCUGAUGAGCAUGGUUAUUUACUCUAUUGACAAAGCAAAGAAGUUCCGUCUGAACAGAGAGGGUAAACAAAAAGCUGAUAAGAACAGGGCUCGAGUGGAAGAAAAUUUCCUUAAGUUGACUCACGUGCAAAGACAGGAGGCUGCCCAGUCCCGUCGAGAGGAGAAAAAACGGGCAGAGAAGGAGCGAAUCAUGAAUGAGGAGGAUCCAGAAAAACAGCGUCGGCUAGAGGAAGCCGCUUUGCGGCGUGAGCAGAAGAAACUAGAGAAGAAGCAGAUGAAGAUGAAGCAAAUCAAAGUGAAAGCUAUGUGAAUCCAUUGUGGGAAACCUGUCUCUGUCUCACUUGCAGAGUUUUAAUUCACAGGGUACAGAGGUGUAGUUAACUCCGUAAUCUUACACAUCUUUGAACACUAAUAGCCAUUAAGAGAAAUGCUCCAUGCAUUGGUGUUGCUUUUUUGAGUAUUACAGCAACAUGCAGAUGUAUGUAGAGAGCUUUGUCUUGGCAGUUUUAUUCCAGGUGGUUAAAAUUUUUGCUACAUGUGUCUCUCUCAAAAAAAAAUGCAAUAUUCCUGAAUGCUUUUUUGUCAUUAGUUCUUAAAAAAAAACAGAAGAUUGUAAAUCUGUUCACAUAUGCUGGUAACAUAUCAAUGCUUUGGUUUUAAACUUUGCUUUUAGUUGUUGGGAGGGAGGGGGGAUUUCUUAAAAGGAGGAAAACUGCACCAUGAUCAUUUAGUGUGCAUUUAUUUGCAUCAAGCUUGUUAAAGCCACAAAACUUAGAGCCUUCCAUACACAGUAUGUAAACUUCAGGGAUUUACAACCUGUAGAAGUGAUUUUUCUUUUUUUUUUUUUUUUUUUUUUUUUUUUUUUUUUUUUUUUUUUUUUUUACCAACAAGGGACUGAAACAGUAUUAGUUCAUCUAUGGGCUUGACUGGCAUAUGUGUAAAACAUAUAGAUUGGUUAAAUGUCAGGGAAUGAUAUACGCAAACACUGUUUCCUACUUGUAGUUUUGAAUGCUGCAAGCUUAAUACAAUGUGAAGUUUGUAAUAUAAGCGUGGUGUUUCUUCAGGAGUGAUUGCAUGGUGAGUUAGCAGCUUCAACUAGCUUUCCUUGAAUAUUUUUAACUGUACAAAUUUGCCUCAAAUACUUUUCUCCUAGUCUGAGCAGCUGCUGCCUAGUUGACUUCAGUAAGAAGCUAAAUUCAGUGAAGUAGCUGUGCAAUUGCCAAUUUCCCCAAACAAGUAGGAAAUGUUUCAGAGGAUAUGUAUCCUCUUCAUCUGGUAAAUGGUCAUGUAUGGUUUUUGAAUAUAAAUGGGGGGAAGGAAGUGAAUGCCCCUGUGCAAACACUUUGCUAUCUGAGAGAGCUCUGCAUUUUAUAAAUGCUUCCUGUCUAGAAGGCAUUUUAUUGUUGCUUGUAACACUCUUUACAGUUUUGUGGGGAAACAAUGUCUUGCUUUCUUUUGUUCAAUAAUUUGUGUAAAGUUUGUCCUGAGGCACUAACAAUGAGCUGCUGUUGAAUUUCUUGUUCCAGCAUGGGAUACUUCACACUGAUUGAAAUGCAAAAGUCUGUAACCUGAUACAUGCACAUGUGUUAAUUUUAUAAUGGUUGGUAUAAUUAUAAUUAAUUUUAAACCAAAACUAAUGUAGAUUUCAUGAAAUCUUAGCGUUAUUUAGCUUUAAAGAUUAAGACUAAUGCAGUAUUGUUUCAAAAUGAUUCUUUAAAAGGAAAUACUAGCUUGUGCGCUUUGAAUAAGUGGACAGCUUUCCUGAAGUCCCAUAUAUUUUGUGGGCUGUGGCAGCUAAUUUUGUAAUGCGGACAUUCAAAUGAACUACCUAAUGAAGAGUAAAAUAUGACUGAAACACUGCA
Molecule: messenger RNA, 3100 nt
Organism: Rhea pennata
Lineage: Eukaryota; Metazoa; Chordata; Aves; Rheiformes; Rheidae
Gene: CCDC47
Product: coiled-coil domain containing 47
Exons: 13
Coding region: 100-1548 (482 amino acids)
Biological process (GO): endoplasmic reticulum calcium ion homeostasis
Cellular component (GO): endoplasmic reticulum
Molecular function (GO): calcium ion binding
Source: RefSeq, a predicted model, not a curated record